Geodia barretti is the source of this 699-nucleotide messenger RNA. The record is from the annotation of a GenBank genome assembly. NCBI's taxonomy places the organism in Eukaryota, Metazoa, Porifera, Demospongiae, Tetractinellida, Geodiidae.
AUGGGUUAUCAGUUCAUCGAAUACGAGGCGUCCAACGGCAUUGGUCGAGUGAGUCUCAACAGGCCGGAGAAGCUGAACGCGCUCAGCCGCGAGCUUCAGGACGAACUGGUGGACUGUCUAGAGCGGGCCGACGACGACCCGGAUGUUCGAGUCAUGACCAUCCUGAAUCUCAGCAAACCUGUGAUCGCCGGGGUACAUGGAUACUGCAUAGCGGGCGGGACCGACCUCGCAAUGCACUGCGACAUAAUCAUCGCGGCCGACGACGCACAGAUCGGGUUUCCUCCUGUGCGGUCGAUGGGCACGCCGCCAACUCACAUGUGGACCUACAUGGUGGGACCACAGUGGGCCAAAUGGUUCCUGCUGACGGGAGAGUCGGUGUCUGGGACUCGCGCCGAGGAACUGGGACUCGUCUGGAAGUCGGUUCCUGGAGAAGGUCUGGGCGCAGCCGUCGAAGACCUGGCGCGGACGAUGGCGAGGAUACCCUGGGAGCUCCUGGCGGCGAACAAGAGCAUCGUCAACAAGGCGAUGGACCUGAUGGGGCGAACUACCCUUCAGCAUAUAGCCGCUGAGACGGACGCGAUCGCGCACCAGGCACCGGUCGUCAAAGAGUUCAGCCGCAUGGCGAGAGAAGAGGGUCUCAAGGCCGCCCUGGAGUGGCGGGACGGUCCCUUCAGGGACUACCGAGGAAGUAGCGACUAA